CUCCCCUUCACCCACACCUCACAAACUGUUUCUCCACGACCUCACCAUUCUGCCACCCUGCACAUUUCACCCUCGCCGUUUGUCGCUUUUCGCUCUCAUCUGACUCCACCGCAAUCGCCCGACCGCAAACAUGGGUGGUGACCUCAACUUGAAGAAAAGUUGGCAUCCGAAUCUGUGGAAGAACCAGAAGCGAGUCUACGAUGAAGAGCACAAGGCGCUUGAAGAGCGCAAGCUGAUCGACAAGCUCAAGAAGGAGCGGCAAGAGGAGAGGGCCAUUGAAGAGCUUCAAAAACUACAGGAGGCCCAUGGCGGGAAGACCAGGCUCAACCGGGUGGACUGGAUGUACUCCGGACCCACGCAGGGGCAGACCGGCACAACGGAGGAGAUGGAAGGAUAUCUGCUAGGCAAGCGGCGCAUCGACCAGCUCCUCAAGAACGACGAGAGAAAGGCGUUAGAGAAGGGCGCGGCAGCCCCCGUAGAGGGAGUCAUCAGCAACGCAAACUCGGCCAGGGAUACUGCUGUCAAAGUCCGCGACGAUCCUUUGAUGAUCAUCAAGAAACAGCAAAUGGAGGCGAUGCUCAAGGCUUCGAAGGAGGCGCCUCGCAUUGCUCACAAGCGGAAGGACGAAGACCGCAAACGGAGUAGGAGGCACGACGACGAUCGCAAGGAGCGACACCAUCACCAUCACCGACGACGGUCACGAUCGCGGUCGCCGCGCGAGAGACGUUCAGACGAGCGUCGACGUUCUCGGUCUCCAUACCGACGCCGUUCCGAUGAUCGCCGUCGAUCUGACAGUCCUGCUCGCGAUGAUCGGGACUACCGCCGGCGUUCGCCCUCGCCGCGGCGCAAAAGCUACAACGACGGCAAGCGCUCUCGGUCGCCACCGCGCCAACCCUACAACGGCCGCCCACGCUCCCAAUCGCCGCCUCCAACGAAGCGGAAGGACGACAUGGCGGAGAGACUGGCAAAGAUGCAGGCUGACGCUGCGGCAGUGGAGCAGGCGCGCAAGGACAGGGUCCGGCAGCGCGAGGACGAGGAUGCGAAGGAGGACGAGACGCACAAGAAGUCGGACGGAGGGCGCAAGUUCAUGGCAGAUGUUCGUCGCAAGACGGGAGAGAUGGACCUGAGCGAGCGACUGGGGCGUUCUCGGGGAAACUACAUCAAGAACGAGGUGUGAAUGGGAAUGGUAGUGCGUUAUGACUGUGGCCUGUUCUCUAAGGAGUAGCCGGAGGACAGCUUUCUUUGAGUUGGAUGACUGCUUUCUGGGCGCAGUCUGUCAAAUGAUACCCUGAUUCAAAUCUAUGCUCGCUUCG
Mytilinidion resinicola is the source of this 1313-nucleotide messenger RNA. RefSeq lists its product as uncharacterized. The coding region runs from base 131 to 1177 and encodes 348 amino acids. Gene Ontology annotation, biological process: mRNA splicing, via spliceosome. Gene Ontology annotation, cellular component: U2-type spliceosomal complex. The record is from RefSeq and is a predicted model, not a curated record. The transcript has a single exon. NCBI's taxonomy places the organism in Eukaryota, Fungi, Ascomycota, Dothideomycetes, Mytilinidiales, Mytilinidiaceae.